Hordeum vulgare subsp. vulgare (domesticated barley) is the source of this 3288-nucleotide messenger RNA. RefSeq lists its product as uncharacterized. The transcript has a single exon. Bases 285 to 1205 code for a protein of 306 amino acids. NCBI's taxonomy places the organism in Eukaryota, Viridiplantae, Streptophyta, Magnoliopsida, Poales, Poaceae. The record is from RefSeq and is a predicted model, not a curated record.
UGGCGCAUCCCUCCCCAGCAGGCCUCUCCUCCCCCAUGGUCUCUUUACUCUCCGCCCCUCACUGUUGUGCUGCUGUGCUGCUUGCCUGCUUGUGCCUCUGAUAUAGUACUAGCUGCUGCAAUUUGGAGCCACCUGUGGUUAAAAUAAUUGAUGCUUGUCCUUGUUAGCUGAAUAGAUCAUUAGUAUAUUGUUAGUGGAUCUUCUUUAUACUAGCUGUCUAGCUUAUUAGAAUAGUAGCUUAGCGGAUGUUUCUUUAAUAUAUUGUUGCACUUUGCAGUCACACAAUGGCAGAUGGGACUGGGGAUGCUCAUGAGGGUGUUUAUGAUCCAAUGAAAGAUCCAGCACGCAGGCCACGGAGGUCAAAUGAUCCUGGAUGGAAUUAUGGGUAUUGGUGGAAACCUCCGGACAUCAAUAUUGUUGUAUGCAAUCUUUGUGGCAAGAUAACUAAAGGCGGGAUCAAGAGACACAAAGAGCAUCUUGCAGCCACCGGUGGGGAUGCAACAGGCUGUCCAAAUGCUACCACACAACUUAGGAGGGAGAUGUUAGAAUAUUUGCAAAAUAACAGGAGAAACAUAAGACAGCCAGAUGAUGAUGAUGAUGAUGUAGUGGAGGUAGAUUCAACAACCAUGGGACCAGCAGUUCAAUGCUCCACUACAAGGCCAAGUUCAGGGUCAGCAGCCCAGAGGAACAAGAAGGCCUUUGCUGUAAAAAUCACCGGCAAAAAGUGUCAAGCUGUUGCAGCCAAGUCAAUUGUUCCAUACUUAGGAAAAAAACCUGAGGAUGUUGUUGAUGAAAGACGCUCCGGGUGUUCUCAAAGCACCAUGGAGUCCAGCACAAAAACACCGGAAGAUAGACACUAUGUGAGUAUGCAGUGGGCAUUGUUCUUCUAUGAGUGUGGCAUACCUUUCAAUGCUGCAAGCUCUAGGCAGUUUCAGAUUGCAAUAGAAGCCUCUUGUCAAUAUGGCCCAGGUUACAAGCCUCCUUCUCAUGAGCUGCGGGAGACAUUGCUUAAGGAUUGUGUCAAGGAAACAAAACUGUUGAGGGCGAAGCACGAGGCAGCAUGGAAGCAAUAUGGCUGCACACUUAUGUCAGAUGGCUGGUCCGAUAGAAGGGGACGCCACUUGAUCAACUUCCUUGUAAACAGCCCAGAGGGCACUUCUUGGAGUCGAUGGAUGCAUCAAGUGAAUGCCAAGAUGCUCGGAUGAUAGCAGAUUUGCUACAGAAGAGAAUUGAGGAUGUUGGUAAAGAGAAUGUUGUCCAAGUUGUCACCGGCAAUGGUGCUAACUACAAGGCAGCGGGCAAGCUUCUAAUGGAGAGGAUUCCUACACUAUAUUGGAGUCCAUGUGCAUGCCAUUGCUUGGACCUAAUGUUGGAAGAUAUAGGGAAGCUAAAGGCAUUUAAGAAGCCUAUUGCAAGGGGUAGACGAGUCACUACUUUCAUCUAUAGGCAUGGCAGAAUUCUUAGUCUAAUGAGGAAGGCCACGGGUGGGCUGGAUCUUGUGAGACCCGCAGCCACUCGUUUUGCCACAUCCUAUCUUGCUCUCAAGAGUUUGGUCACCCACAAGCAAGCUUUGAGGUCUCUGUUUACAUGUCAAGCAUGGGUUGGAAACAAAUUGGCAAAAACAGAGGCUGGUUUGAAUGUGCAAGAGAUUAUACUUUCCGCAGGCUAGUGGCAUUCAGUUGAGGACUGCCUUAGAGCUUCAGCUCCUCUUCUUCAAGCUCUUAGGAUAGCGGAUGGUGAUGAGGUUCCUGCCAUGCUAGAAAUGACAGCAGUAAUGCGCUAUGCAAAAGAGAGGAUCAAAUUGGGUUUCCCGCAUCAAAACAAGCAAGCUUUGCUCAAGAAGAUCAUUGACAUUGUUGAUAAACAUUGGGAGACUCAAAUGGAUCAUCCAUUGUAUGGGGCUGCUUUGUUUUUUAACCCUGGAAAGUUCUUCUCUAUUGUCAAUAGAGGUGAUGAUGCCCUAGUUGGGGAGCUAAGAAGUUGCUUUAAUGAUGUCCUUGCAAAAAUGGUACUUGAUGUCGAAACUUGCUAGAAGAUUGAUACACAAUCUGUUCUCUAUGAGGACCAGCGAGGAACCUUUGCUAAUGUGAUGGCAAUCCAAAACAUUUCAGAAAAAAAAACCUCGUAAGUCAACUCAAGUUAAUUUCAGCAAGAAAAGCAAUUUAAUUUCAGCAAGUUAUUUUCUAUGCAAACUCCUAAUGCAUUUGGGUUUUUACUUCUUACCAUUUAAGUUGAUUGGUGCCGUUCAUAUGAUGGUCGAGCAAUUGAGCUACAAAGGUUUGCAAAGUGUAUUGUUAGUCUUUGUGCUUCAUCAUCCGGUUGUGAGAGGAAUUGGAGCACAUUUGAAUUUGUGAGUAGCUUCUUUCUCUUUAUUUCAGCAAGAGCAAGUUAACUUCUUUCUCUUUAUUCACUCUAUUUGCUAUUUGUAGAUCCACACAAAGAAAAGGAACCGUUUACAAGUUCAAAGAUUGAAUGACAAUGUCUUUGUUUCAUACAACCGGAAGAACAUGGCUAGGUUUAAAAAGAGGUGUGAGAAGAUGGGUGACAAAGCUAUGAUCCUCUUAUCAUUGAGGAUUUUGAUUGGGGCAAUGAGUGGGUUGACCCGACAAUACCUCCAGCCCAAUGUGCUCAAGGGUGUCCCAAUGACAUUUCAUGGGAGCUUGUUGAUGAGGCUGUUGGUGCAAGUUCAUCGCUGCGAGGUCGCAGUUUUCCUAGAGCUGCAACCAUGGAAAAGAGGCACUCAAAUGCCAAUGUCCAGUACGAGAGGCAGCGCAAAAGGUCUGCUCCAUCACAAACAUUUCGCCAUGAAGAUGAUGAAGACGCUGACCAAGAACAACACUCAAGUAUCCCCAAUGGAGAGGAUGAUAAUUCAGACUUUCCUCGAGAUGAUGUUGAUGUGACCGAUGAUGAAGAAGAUCCAACUAGUGCUGACCAAGAUGGUGAAGACAACACAAAUGCUACCAUGGAUGAGUUCAAUGAUGGCUAUUGAGCAUUGAGAGUGGACAGCCUUGUUAUGAGUUCAUUGUGUUUGCCUGUUUGGAACCUAUUUUAUGUUGUGAUUUGUGAGCCUAAUUUAUUUUGUGUCGUGGACUUGUGGUUGUGGAGAGCUAGACCUAUUUGCUUUUGCACUCAUGUUUGUCAUCUUAUUUGCUUUUGCACUUGUACUCACAUUUACUCUCUGUUUUCCUUACCAAUGGUGAUCUGUUAAGUACUUAAGUCAAGUUUUAAGCAUGUACUCCUUCUGUUCCUAAAUAUAAGUCUUUUUAGAGAUUCCACUAAAGGACUACA